Molecule: messenger RNA, 1418 nt
Organism: Sinocyclocheilus grahami
Lineage: Eukaryota; Metazoa; Chordata; Actinopteri; Cypriniformes; Cyprinidae
Exons: 7
Coding region: 1-1038 (345 amino acids)
Molecular function (GO): protein binding
Source: RefSeq, a predicted model, not a curated record
AUGGCAGAUCUCGGCGCGACCUGGGAGCGUGAGUUGCUGGAGCAAUUCUCCUGCCUGACUGCCGCCACAGACGAGGAGCCCCAUCUGAAUACAGCUGAUAUUACUUCGGAAAGCAGCGACAACACAACGGGCUUAUUGCAUUUAAGUGAUGAAGUUCUCCUGGUUAUACUCAGGAACUUGGACCCAGUGUCGCUGCUGAGGCUCGGCAGCACGUGCAGCUUAUUGUUCCGAGUUUGUUCGUGCAACUCUCUGUGGACCACACACUUCCAGUAUAUGAAGGGGCAAGGCCCAUGUUCUAUAGCUGUUAGCUUUGAACAGGGUGUAGUGCAUCCUGAACACACAGAGCUGGAGUCUAUGUACCAUCAGUACGUCCAAUGCAGGUUCCAGUGGCUCUUUAUGUAUUGGUUGUUUCGUCAGCCGGCUCCAUACAACAAGCAGCUGCGAUCAAUUUUCCUGCAGUGGAGGAAGCACAGCAAGAGAAAGGUGGCCACGUGGGGUGAAACACUGUGUGAUGUGAGGUACCUGGCCUCCCUGCACCCCAUCACCAAAGACUACUGGAGAGGCCGAUUGGCCCGGGGAGAUGAGAGCCUCGGGAUUCAGACUGUCGGAAACUACUUCUCCAUGUGCAAGUCUCUCGUGGCCUGGAUCUUGGGCCGCGACUGGGGCCGACUGAAGCGAAGAAAGGUUUAUGAAGACACACUGGAGGGUGUGUAUCUUCUGCUGAGACGGGAGAUGCAGGAGACGCUCAUCGAGCACGAGCGCUUCUGGCAGGUGGCCAAAGUCCAGAUGACCUGUGUCUGUACGCUGGAGGAGACGGCUGCAAAUUAUGUCAACUGGAAAAUGAUUGAGUCGCUCCCCUACUACAAGCUGUAUCUGGUGUCUGGUAAUUCAGUGUACCUGGAUCACGUUCAAGGUUUCUUGCGCAGAAAGAGGCUGAUCUGGGAUUGGAUUUAUCUGGAGGAGAACGGCUGGGCGAGACAGUUGCUGCCUGAAUCGCUCUACACACUGCUGGAGUUAGGCUGCUUUAAGUUAAAUUAGUUUUGAGUUUGCACGGGGACUGUGUGACGGCGCAGCUGAGUCGACUCAUGUGGCUGUACCUGAACUCUGGCCAGGAGCUCUUUCUGCAGGCGCUGAAGGGAAUGGUGCUGCAGUGCGCUCAGGCCCGUCUCAGCCAUCUCAACAUGCUUCAGGCCUGACCUCAUACACUCACACAAACCUUUUAAGUGUUUUAACUGCCUUUUUAUAACAUGCCUAUGAUUGAUUUUUUUUAAAACCAUUUUUAGACUUAUUUUUUUGCAACCUUUACUUUUUAAGUUGUCAGUCCUCCGGUUUUAGUGCACAAAAUCAUUCAUUCUCAAUUUAUGUCUGAGUAAAUGCAGUGCACAUACAAAGAUAAUCGUUUUAGCAUGCCAAAUGAU